GUCGGCGGUGCACUGUGUCCCUCGGACAUAGCGGAUCACCGAAAAAGCCGAAGAUGUCGGCUCGGUCAUGUGAUCAGCUGUGUCCAAUCACAGCUGAUCACAUGGGACAUGUACACUGAUCAUCAGGGCACUGAUGAUCAGUGUGCCCUGAUGAUCAGUGUAGCCCCAGCAGUGCCACCUGUCAGUGCUCAUCAGUGCCUCGUGCCAGUGCCCAUCAGUGCCACAUAUCAGUGCCUGCCAGUGCACAUUAAUGCCACAUAUCAGUGCCCAUCUGAGCUGCCUUUUAGUGUCACCCAUCAGUGCUGCCAAUCAGUGCUGCCUAUCAGUUCACAUCAGUGCCGCCUAUCAGUGCGCAUCAGUGCCGCUUAACAGUGCCAGUCAGUG
Staurois parvus is the source of this 384-nucleotide messenger RNA. NCBI's taxonomy places the organism in Eukaryota, Metazoa, Chordata, Amphibia, Anura, Ranidae. The record is from the annotation of a GenBank genome assembly.